Botrytis cinerea B05.10 is the source of this 1037-nucleotide messenger RNA. RefSeq lists its product as hypothetical. The record is from RefSeq and is a predicted model, not a curated record. Lineage: Eukaryota; Fungi; Ascomycota; Leotiomycetes; Helotiales; Sclerotiniaceae. The coding region runs from base 323 to 934 and encodes 203 amino acids. The transcript has 2 exons.
GUUUGCACCCACAAAAUUGAGUCUCGUUUAUCGUUACGAUUUGUACUGCAAAUAAGAUUGCUAUUAGGUGGAGUAAUGGGCGAGCAAGGUAAGACUAUGGUGGGUACAUCGGUAACUGCAGCUACUACCUUCCCUCGAUUCAUGAGCCUUGCUAUAGAGUUACGGAGUCAAAUAUGGCGUGAUGCAUUGCCGGAUACUAUCGAACCAGCUUUAUACCAAUUCAAAAGAGGAUUUUGGCACCCUAUUUUUCUUUCGGAAUCUGACUACCAGUAUCGUUCGUAGGAUGAAAUGGAGAAUUUGCUUCCACAAUUUUUUUGAGGAAAUGUUAGUCGAUGGCCAAAUAGAGGCGACCUUGGUGUCGGUCAGCUACAAGGCUCACCGAAUUAAUGUCAAAUGGGCUCAUGAAAUGGGGGUUUUGGUUGAGGAAGUUGGAGGAUAUCCCUUAUUUCCAUGUCCUUUCGACCCAGAACAUGAUGUACUAUACAUUCCACCCGAUCAAGAAAUUUCGGUCAAGACAGAACCUGUUGGCAGACUUACUGAGUUUGAAUUGCAUGACCUGCCACCUUGUUACAGAAUUGACGUCGGGAAUUUUGCCGUAGCAGAGUCAAAAAUUUGGAAGCAUAAUCUUCCAAUUCUAGGUAACAUGUUCAGUUGUUCGCCAAUGCGGACAUUGACUAUCAUCAUUGGUUCUCCCCUGAAAACAAGAAGCGUUGGCAACGAUUCAGAAUUACAGGAGCGAUGGGAGGUCAGACAAGAAGGAGGAUAUGACUGGAGCAAUAAAAAGGAACCAUUGGAGUUUCAAGGUAGAAAAUUUCCCGUCAAAGAUAGUUUAUACCGGAUUCAAGGAAUAUUGAACGAAAGUUUCUACCAGGACAUUGAUACUUUUGACAUACCCAACGUCAAAGUUAAAGUUACUUCAGCUAUUAGAAAAUAGAAGAAGUUUUCAUGGGGAACGUAGACAGAGACUUGAUAAAUUCUGCACUUCAACAAGGUGUUUUAGUAGAUAUGGUUCAGUAUGUGGCUUUUGUGGGAACUCA